Messenger RNA from Phytophthora nicotianae INRA-310, 1508 nucleotides. RefSeq lists its product as hypothetical. The record is from RefSeq and is a predicted model, not a curated record. Gene Ontology annotation, cellular component: Golgi apparatus. Bases 123 to 1337 code for a protein of 404 amino acids. Gene Ontology annotation, molecular function: antiporter activity. The transcript has a single exon. NCBI's taxonomy places the organism in Eukaryota, Oomycota, Peronosporomycetes, Peronosporales, Peronosporaceae.
CUUGUCCACUUUUUCUGUCCUCUUCCUGCACUAUCUCUUUUUAUCGUCAGUUCGACGUCGACGCUGAGCAGCUCAAGCCAUAGCCGGAUUCCCCUCACAGCACACAAGUAGCAGUAGACGUCAUGGCUCUGGAGACGCUUAGUGCACGGCCGCGUACCCAAUCGGGUGGCGCUGGUCUCAUCCAGGGCGGUCACGUGUCCGUCGAUGUGCGUCCCGAAGCUGACGACGCGGACACCACCACCGAGACGACGCAGCUGCUAGACGAAGAUAACGAUAACAAUAAGAAGAAAGCUAAGCAGACGCAUCUAGACUUGGAGACGGCCGACGACCAGGAGCUCAAGAAGAAGGAGAAGGCUGCGACCACUACGGCCAAGACGUCGUACGUGGCUCCCUCUGUCGUGGUCUUCUGGCUCAGUAUGUGGUUCACGCAGAACAUUGGCGUGACCUUCUGGAACAAGAAGGCGUUGGGCGCUCUGCGUCUGCCAGUGACACUCACAUUUGUACACAUGACGUGCAACACGCUGGGUGCGUUCCUAUACAUCCACGUGUUCAAGGGCAUCGAACGCAAGCAACUGAAGCCUGGUCAGAAGCAGCUCAUGGUGUAUUUCUCGCUCAUCUUCGUGAGCAAUAUCAUCACAGGCAACUGGAGUUUGGGACUCGUAUCCAUCUCCUUUAACCAGGUCAUGCGUGCAUUAGUUCCAGCAGUCGUCGUUGUACUCAGCAUGUUGAUCCUCGGCAAGACGUACUCGCUCAAGCGCAAACUUUCGCUCAUCCCUGUGGCUUUCGGCGUCUACUUGGCAUGCACUGGAGACAACUCGUGCACAGUAUUGGGCUUCAUCAUCACAGUCGUCGCCAUUAUAUUCGCUGGUUUAAAGGCAGUUCUCUCGAACAAGUUCCUAAGCGGAGACCUGAAGCUUCACCCCGUGGACUUGAUCCUACACCAGGCUCCUCUGUCGGCCUGCUGGUGUCUAAUCACCAUGUUCUUCACCGGAGAAGUGGAUACGAUCAUGAACAACUGGGAAGUGGUGCCCUCGGCCAGUUUCUGGUUCAUUUUGACUGGAAUUAUUAGCUUCAUGCUGAACGUCACGAGCUUCAUGGCCAACAAAGUCACGUCUCCUGUGACGCUGUGUGUAUGUGGCAACAUGAAACAAGUGGUUGUGAUCGUCAUGUCUAUCCUCAUUAACAACGACGUCAUCACGGUGCAGAAGGCCAUCGGUAUCGUCGUCGUAACAAUCGGUGGCGCAACGUACGCCUACAUCUCGACAAUGGAAACCAUGGGCCAAUCCACACUCCCCGCACCAGCUACGAAGACGAAGGUGCAGGCGCAGAAAGCUUGAUGCUCUCUCGAUCGCUGCAGACUUCAAUAUUGAUGCGUAUGAUAGACAACAGGCUUUUUAGAAUGAACUUUUGCUUGUUCAUUGCAAGAAAAUGAAAAAAAAAGUUCAAGAUACAUUAACGUCAAGGCUUCUACUCUUCCUGGCGAUGUCGUUUUUUUUUAAUCUGUUUCA